Emiliania huxleyi CCMP1516 is the source of this 804-nucleotide messenger RNA. RefSeq lists its product as hypothetical. The transcript is spliced from 5 exons. The coding region runs from base 1 to 804 and encodes 267 amino acids. NCBI's taxonomy places the organism in Eukaryota, Haptophyta, Isochrysidales, Noelaerhabdaceae. The record is from RefSeq and is a predicted model, not a curated record.
AUGGAAUUUGAAAAAACAAAAUGCGCGGCCGGAAUCGAUUCGAUGCGGGAGGAGGAGGUGACGGGCGGCCUCCUGAGGCGGCCUGCUUCUUUUGCUGACGGAAAGACUGGCGUGGUCGUGCCGACGAGCAGCGAUUCGUCCUACGCGCAGUGGGCAAAAGACAAUCCGCUCGCCAAUAACCUGGGCAUUGCCACCGUCAAGACGGCUUCGGCCGACCUGCUGGCGCAGCUUGUCAUUGCGCAGACGCCCGUCGCGGAGCUCGACUAUUCGCGCCUGCUGCUCUUUGCCUCGUUUGGGCUCGUCUACCUCGGUGGCUUCCAGUAUCUGUACCAGGUCUUCAAGCGCCUCUUUGACGUGGACGCCUUCACCUCGCAGCCGUGGGCGGACAAGCUGCGGGACGGGCCGGGGCUGCGCGCGCUCGCGGCGCAGACGGCACCUUCGCCCGCCCCCAGUCCGCGUCCAGCUGCAGGGUCUCUCUCCUCACCGCCGCUGUGUGGGCAGGCGCUCGACCUGGCCGUGCUCUCGCUCAUCUACCUACCGACCUUCUACGUCUUCAAGGCCGCCGUCUUCUCCGACGCGGCCACGGGAUUCGAGCCCGCCGGCUGCAUCUCCUCUGGGAUCGAGAAGUACCAGGCCAACUUUGCAAAGGCGCGCGGAGAGCCCGGCCCUCGCCUCUCGCAAACCACGAGACGCCCACUCGCCUCCCGCCUCCCCAAAGGACGAGUGCCGCUCUACCUGCGGCUGCCAGUGCGGCACGUCGUCUCGUUCGUCUGGACGGCGUACCUCUCAAACCUCGAGACAUGA